AUGAAUUAAAAUUAAUUUAGAGUUUAAUUCUCUAAUUGCUAAGAAAUCCAAGAUAUUGGAGAAAGUCUUGUUUUUUAAUAAUCAUAAUUUCUUAAAAUGAUUAAUGAAUUGAACAAAAAUGGGGAUGUUAUACAAUUGGAUAUGAAAAAAGAAGAAUUUAAUAAUAUUGUUGCUUUUAUGAUUUAAAUUAAGGAAACUUUAAAAGGGCAAGAACAUUAAAUUUUCAAUAAUAUAGAAAAGUAAUAAUGAAAUCAAAUUUAGUAUUAAAGCUACAGAAUAAUUUAAAGAUCUAUUCAAAGAUAUGUAAGAGAAAUAAGUAUUACCAUUGCUUUCAUUAGCAGAAUACUUAGAUAUUCCUAAUCUAAUAAUAUUAUUGGCAGCAUAAUAUAGUUGUUUAAUUAAAGGUAUUUGAUAUUUUAAUUUCACAGACCAACCAGCAAGCAUAAACAAUUGGAAUUAUUGA
Molecule: messenger RNA, 463 nt
Organism: Paramecium primaurelia
Lineage: Eukaryota; Ciliophora; Oligohymenophorea; Peniculida; Parameciidae
Source: the annotation of a GenBank genome assembly